GAUUAGCAUAAUUACGGUAUGCAGCUGCUUCGCAGGAGCUUUCACAUGUUCGACCACACGUCCUGUGCUUUUUGGGGGCAGUGCUUCAGGUGAGGAACCGAUACAGUUUAUACAACUUAAAAUGAGACUAAACAUGGCUCCCCUGCCGCUACUUGCGUUAUGUGUCCUUGGUGUUUGUGCACUCUCACGUGUUGAGGAGAUGAAGAGCCAGGAGCGACUCUUUCUCGGCUCCCUAGGCCUCUCCGAACGGCCAAGGACCACAGAGAGUCAAAAGCCCUGGCGCCACGUCCCCGUUGCGCUGUGGAGGAUGUUCCGGAGGUCGGAGAACAUCCAGGUCCAGGAGAGCGACCCCUGCAUAGUGCCCGAAUACGGAGUCCGCGGCAACAUCAUUCGAUACGUUCAGGACCAAGGCCAGCUGGUGUCUGGCUUGAGCAGCAACUCUCAGACCUGUCUGGACAAGCAGCUUUUCUUCAACAUGUCCGUCCUGCAACCUAUGGAGCUGCUUUCCCUUGCUCAGCUCGAGAUUCAGUUCCACUGGAAACCCUUCAGAUCUGCAGUGCUCCUGCAGGGACCCCGGGCCCUUAGUUUGUCCUUGUAUAAAGUGAUUCGAGCCACACUGAGGGAAGCCAAUCCCCAGGCCAACCGCAGACUCCUGCUGUCCAAGUCAGUCCAGCUGCAGCCUGAACUCACAUCCAUCACCAUGGACCUCACCUCCUUGGCAGAUAGCUGGCGCAAACUGGGACGCAACUACGGUUUGGUUUUACAGCUGCUGCCUCUUAGCACAGACCCAGAGGAACUUCAUUUUCGACCAGGGAACUCUCUCCCAUUGGAGCCACCCUUCACCCUGCCACUGAGCCAGGCCUCACUGGUGGUCGUGUCCCUCAACCCCCAGCAGUGUCGCUCCAGACAGAGAAGAAGCGCCGUCCACCUCCCCGUGACACCUAGCAAUGUGUGUAAGGCACGCCGCCUCUACAUCGACUUCAAAGACGUAGGCUGGCAGGACUGGAUCAUUGCUCCACAGGGCUACAUGGCCAACUACUGCCAAGGUGAGUGCCCGUUCCCACUCAGUGAGAGUCUGAAUGGCACCAACCAUGCUAUCCUGCAGACCCUGGUGCACUCCCUGGACCCUCAUGGCACCCCACAACCCUGCUGCGUCCCCAUCCGUCUAUCCCCCAUAUCCAUGCUCUACUAUGACAACAAUGACAAUGUGGUGCUCCGGCAUUAUCAGGAUAUGGUGGUGGAUGAGUGUGGGUGUCGAUGAAGAUGGUAGAUAUUUCUGAUUGGCCCUUGAGUAUCAAAUAUCCAACAGCUGUUUUUAAAUUUCCUGGUCCAAAGUUUAGUUUCAAUUUGAUGAUGGGACUUAAAGCUUUUUCUUGAUCUGAUAGAUCAAACUUUCAAUGUAUAUUGUUAUUUGCAGUCACUGAUUUUAAUUUUUGUUUUAAAUAAAGUUGAAUUGUUUGGUCCCACAGAACUGUUAAUGUGUUAAUAAAAGGUGGAAGUAAUUGGGUCCCUUAAAUGCUUGGCUGGAAAAGAGUACAGUGAUGCUGUUGAGUGAUUACUUUAAAAUAAAAUGUAUCAAGCUAGGAAUAUAAAAAUUUUAGCCAGUAGUUUAAGACAACUGCGCCGGCUAAAAUACACAGUUGCUUAACAGUCUGCUGUUCUCUACUGUAAGAUGGUAUACAAAUCAGACAAAAAAUAUGAUUAUAGCAUUGAUUUUUUUCUUUUUUUUUUUUCUUUCGGGUUUUACAGCCAUGUCCAAAAAGGUCUUGUAGGAUACUAUACUGCAGGGUACAAUGGUAAAACAUUACUUACAAUAACAUAUUGUGCUAGACUGUGACCCCUGUUAAUAGAUCAAAUUAGAUCCAAUUCACUGCGAGAAUUGCAGAAUUAGGACUGCAACAAAUGAUUUGGGGGAAUUUCAUAGUGAUUCAGUGGAUUUUCUAAUUUAAUAAAACAUGAUAUACGAAUCCCUGAAACAUUCCUCAUGCAAGCAUAUUUCACAUGCCAUUACUGCUAAGUUUUGGAAGGUACUAACCACGGCUUAUUUUAAAAAUCAUCAGCUUAAAACUUCAUAUCAAGAAAAAAAAUGCCCAUCGUAUUUGCAAUUUAGAUUAGCCAAACGUGUGCAGACAAAGUACGCCGUAACCUUUUCAUGUCACACCAAGCACUGUUUUCCAGGUUUAAAUGUUCCAUUGAAGGAGACCAGCUACUCUGUUAUCUACCAAAGGAGAAAUUAACUCUCUUAUCUCACCUUCCUGCCUGAUAACACCCCCACCACCAAUCACCCCAACCAGCACCACCAGAGCUGUCAUCCACAGGGGGUGCCGCAAACAAGAGAAAAAAUAAAUAAAUGACUAUUUUUUACCAGUGCAACUACUACUAAUAUUUUGAAAUAUUAAAUAAACCCACAGAAACAUAACUUCAUAGCCAAGCCUAUUAAAUAAUGGAUAAUAAUCCUAAUAAUUAAAUAAUUUUCUGGGCUCCUGGCUGGCUCAUUGCACUGUACAUGCCCUCUGUGUGUGCGUGUGUGUGUGUGUGUGUGUGUGUAUUAACUUUUUGCACUGUAGUUAGAAUCUCAUCAUUUUUUCAUUAUUAGUCUAUAAUUAGUCUUGUGUAUAGCACACACCACGCAUCUGUUUUUUAUUCAAAUGUAACAUGCAGGGGUCACAUAUACUUCUCUUCUCUCUGCACUUUUAAAAUAUUUCACCACCACACCCAGUGACACCAUAAGGUGCUCUUGUCCCCUCUACCUCAGCACAGCAGUCACUUGUUUUCGUGUUCACUGUUUCUAUUUUGUGCAAUGCCUUAUUCAUAUUGUAUUUUAAAUGUAUCACUUGUUUCUUUCUUCAGUUUUUAUUUGGUGUGAUAUUUUGACUUAAAAUAAAUACAAUCUUGAAUACA
Molecule: messenger RNA, 2901 nt
Organism: Acanthopagrus latus (yellowfin seabream)
Lineage: Eukaryota; Metazoa; Chordata; Actinopteri; Spariformes; Sparidae
Gene: gdf3
Product: growth differentiation factor 3
Exons: 2
Coding region: 122-1261 (379 amino acids)
Biological process (GO): SMAD protein signal transduction; BMP signaling pathway
Cellular component (GO): extracellular region
Molecular function (GO): cytokine activity; growth factor activity
Source: RefSeq, a predicted model, not a curated record